Molecule: messenger RNA, 351 nt
Organism: Geodia barretti
Lineage: Eukaryota; Metazoa; Porifera; Demospongiae; Tetractinellida; Geodiidae
Source: the annotation of a GenBank genome assembly
AUGCUAAGAAUUCGCCUACGGAGAGUCGGAAAGAAAGGUAAACCGUCGUACAGAAUCGUGGUAGCGGAGGCCAGCGCACCGCGUGACGGAGCCUAUGUGGAAUGGAUCGGGAAUUACGACCCGAUGGUUGACCCACCCGCGUACACCAUUAAAAUGGAGCGGGCUCAAGAGUGGAUGGGAAAGGGCGCCCAACCAUCGGACGCAGUCCAACGUAUCUUGGACUGGACCGUUGCAGCCAAGAACGCCAUUGUUGAGAAUGAGGAAGAAAGCGACGUAGAAGAGGCGGAUGCAAUGGCGGCGUCUGCUGAGUCCGCUGGGGAACACGUGGCUGGCGAGGCCGCUGAGGCAUGA